Hibiscus syriacus is the source of this 2907-nucleotide messenger RNA. RefSeq names its product proline-rich receptor-like protein kinase PERK8. Gene Ontology annotation, biological process: protein phosphorylation. Gene Ontology annotation, molecular function: protein kinase activity; ATP binding. NCBI's taxonomy places the organism in Eukaryota, Viridiplantae, Streptophyta, Magnoliopsida, Malvales, Malvaceae. The record is from RefSeq and is a predicted model, not a curated record.
ACCACCAUCUACCAGUGUGCUUUUUUAUUUCAACAUUUUAAUUUUCUUCAGCUUUUGGAAAUAUAGUUGCAUUCUCGUUCUGGAUGUUGCUUGGAAGUGGGAACUCAUUGUUGUGAUCUCUAAAAUUGAGUUUGGUGAUCUGGGUUUUUUGCUUUUUGGAGGCUCUGAGAGUUGGGGUUUUUUCUCUUUUCUUUUGUGAAGUUUGGAUUUUUGAGGUUGCCGGACUGUGCAAUCUUUGUUGAGAUCACGAAGGGGCGUUGGUUGAUUGAUUUGUUGGAUCAUUUUGUAUUGGGUGUUUUCUUUGUACUUUGGCCAAAGAUCUUUGAUAGGCAUUUAAUGGCUCGACUUUUGCUAUAUUGUGCUGUGGAAAUCAUGAAUAAAUAUAGUUUUCUGGAACAAUAAGAGAUUUGGAUGUUGAGAAUGUUCUAAAUCGGAUAUGAGAUUGUAGGGGAUAUUGUAGUGUUGACCAUUUAGAGAAAUAUGAGUUCAAUUGUAACUUCUGUAAUUUCACCAGCUUCUAGUGAUAUCUCGCCACCACCAGCACCUCCUACCUCUUCCUCUGAUUCCUCAAGCACUUCGCCAUCCCCUACAUCAUCUGAGCCAAAUCAAACUACUGAUCCCCAACAUCCACCACCAUCAAAUUCGUCAUCCCCACCACCUCAAUCCCCUCCUCCAGAUGUCCCUACUGCUCCUACUCCAUCACCACCACCAGCAUUGUCAACACCGCCGCCACCAGCUUCAUCUCCACAUCCAUCCCCUCCGGCAUCCCCACCUCCAUCACUGCUAAUAUCUACUCCACCUGCUGAUAAUUCACCACCCUCUCCGGUUUUAUCACCACCACCAACUAAAUCAAGUGGCUCUCCUCCUCCACAAGUUGAACCAGCACCAACGGUUGUAACUCCACCUCCACCACAGAUAAUCUUAGGUUCCCCACCUCCUCCAGCUAAUGUUCCAACACCGCCCUCCCCAAAAUCCCCACCUCCCCCGGUUAAUGUUCCAACACCGCCUUCCACAAAAUCUCCACCUUCAUCACCACCAACUGAAAGCUCUUCCACACCUCCUCCUACACUUACACCUUCACCAUCUGGCUCUAAGUCUUCUCCUCCCACAACGUCUCCCGCAACACCCACAUUAUCGUCCCCACCGACUUCGGUUCCCUCAACCUCCUCACCACCUACAGUGUCACCUCCAGCUACUCCAAGUACUCCGAAAACAACUGUAAGUCCUGGUUCAGCACUUUUGCCCACAAUUCCAAUAGAAAAACCAACUGCAAAGUCAACUAAUGGCGUAUCUGGCAAUGCAACAUCCUCUGGUAAGAGUGGUUUAAGCACUGGAGGGGCUGUGGCAAUAGGCAUUUUUGUUGGGUUUAUUGUGCUCAGUCUUCUUGUGAUGGCUGUGUGGUUUGUUCAGAAAAGGAGGAAGAGGGCUGGACUAAAAAUUGGGUACACUGUGCCUUCUCCAUUUGCUUCAUCUAAAAAUUCAGAUGCAGCCUUUUUAAGACCCUGGACUCCACAUCGACUAGUGGAAAGUGGUUCUUACAGUGGUUUUUAUUCGUCACCAGAGCCUGGUGGGGUCAAUAAUUCCCGGUCAUGGUUCACAUACGAAGAGUUAAUCCAGGCAACAAGUGGGUUUUCUGAACAUAAUCUUUUGGGUGAAGGUGGAUUUGGUUGUGUAUACAAAGGUAUCCUCACAGAUGGCAGAGAAGUGGCAGUCAAGCAGCUAAAGAUUGGUGGUGGACAGGGGGAGAGGGAGUUCAGAGCAGAAGUUGAGAUUAUUAGCCGAGUACAUCAUCGCCAUUUGGUUUCAUUGGUGGGGUACUGUAUAUCAGAGCAUCAAAGAUUGCUCGUCUAUGAUUAUGUCUCGAACAACACCCUUCAUUACCAUCUCCAUGGUAGAGGUCAGCCAGUUAUGGACUGGGCAAUACGAGUCAAGGUUGCUGCAGGUUCAGCUCGUGGGAUAGCUUACCUCCAUGAAGACUGCCAUCCUCGCAUCAUUCACAGGGAUAUCAAGUCAUCAAACAUUCUUCUUGACAACAAUUUCGAGGCUCAGGUUUCAGAUUUUGGACUAGCAAAGUUGGCAUUGGAUUCAAAUACUCAUGUGACCACUCGGGUGAUGGGAACCUUCAGAUAUAUGGCUCCAGAGUAUGCAACAAGUGGCAAGUUAACUGAAAAAUCCGAUGUUUAUUCCUUCGGUGUUGUGCUCCUGGAGCUAAUUUCUGGACGCAAGCCUGUUGAUGAUACUCAGCCCCUAGGUGAUGAGAGCCUGGUUGAAUGGGCUCGACCAUUGCUUGCUGAAGCAAUCGAACAUGAAAGCUUCAAAGAGUUGGUGGUUCCAAGGCUGGGAAACAAUUAUGUGGAACAUGAGAUGUUUCGAAUGAUUGAGGCAGCUGCCGCUUGUGUGCGACAUUCAGCUGCUAAAAGACCAAAAAUGAGCCAGGUAGUGAGAGCUCUAGACUCAUUGGAUGAGUCAUCGGAUAUCACGAAUGGAAUGAGACCCGGCCAAAGCGGAGUCUUUGAUUCGGCACAACAAUCUGCAGAAAUCAGGUUGUUUCAGAGAUUAGCUUUUGGCAGUCAAGACUACAGUUCUAGUUACUUUAAUCACUCUCAAAGCAGUUGGAGAAGUCGAGAAUACGGUAGUCAGGAUAGUUGGAGAAGCCGAGAGCACGGGAAUCCAAGCGGCCGGAGUCAAGAGCAUAGGGACCGUAGCACCUUAAACCCGUAACAACUCGGACAAUUUCAAUGGUAUCCGAACACCCCAGAUUGAGAAAUCAGAUGGCAUCAAAGUUUUAAAGGGGAUAAUGCCUUUGCCUUAACUCUCAAAUUUUGGGUAAGAUUUGAAGAUUGAAACAUCAUGGAAUCAGGUUUUGCUGCUCACCAUAUUGUGUAAUGUUUGAUCAUUAAUUUGUUG